Messenger RNA from Desarmillaria tabescens, 1545 nucleotides. RefSeq lists its product as uncharacterized. The coding region runs from base 227 to 1171 and encodes 314 amino acids. NCBI's taxonomy places the organism in Eukaryota, Fungi, Basidiomycota, Agaricomycetes, Agaricales, Physalacriaceae. The record is from RefSeq and is a predicted model, not a curated record. The transcript is spliced from 17 exons.
CGCCGAGUCCACUGUUUCGUUUCUAUCAACCAUCACGGACGCCAGUAUUGGUUCAAGUUCUCUUACGACAGGCUGACCCCCCUAUCCUGAGCAAUCAAGAGCUCAUUUCGGAGAUAAGACAUGGGGCAAAACGGACAGCCUCUAAACGGUCGACUAGGGUCCCUUGUAUAUAGCUCGGUCAGUGCGCCCUGGGAGAUCAAAUUUGCAUUACUGGCUUACUGGCUCAAUGUCUAACGACCAUACACACGGUGUCCCAGCAGGCUACAAUAGCGUAUUCUAUGGAUAUGUUCUUUCAAUUGCUCUCUUUGGUGUCACGUUGGUUCAAGGCUGGAAUUAUAUCACCACCAAUUCUGACCACUGGCCAAUGCGUGUAUUCGUCGCAUUUUUGCUGGGUAUGGAAACAGCGGCCAGCUCUCUGAGUAUUCAGGUUAUGCACCACUAUCUGAUAAAUAAUUUUGGCAACCUGGACUCCUUGAAUACUAUGUCGUAUUCAUUCGAUGUCCAACUUGCGAUCACGGUAAUCGUCGUUUUCAUCGUCAAUGUUUUCUUUGUCGUCAGGAUAUACCGACGGCGCCCGGGGAAUCGGUCAUUGCCCAUUAUUAUCCUUCUUCUUGCUACAGCUGGCCUUGCGAUUGGCUCAGCCUUCAUUGUGGAGUGCGCCCUCAGGCCUGAAGUGGGGACAUCUGGAAAUGUACAGAAGGGAAACAUAGCUUCCAUUCAUGCUACUGCUACUGCAGCGAACGUCAUGAUCACUCUUGGAUUGACUUUGUCCCAGUCGCGUGAACGGUCUGACAGCAUCCUUCACAAGUUCUUCACCUAUGGUAUCAACUACGGAGUCUUGAUAACUAUCGCUCAGGCGAUCACCCUUCUUCUGUAUGCUAUUGAUACGUCAAGGUUAUACUGGAUGGCGCUCUAUCUAGGCAUGAACAAACUAUAUAUUAUCACUGUGGUGGCCAUGUUGAACUAUGAGUCUCGCUCCGCUGCGUGUGUCCGAGGUGACGUUUCUAUCAACAACAUCACCUUCGAUGAUACAUCAAAUCAGGACGGGGCGGCUUCCGCCAACAUUCGCUCCACAAACAUGAAUCGUUCCGACCAGCAUAUAAUUGAUCUCUCACAGACGAAGCAGGAUACGAGCGGGAGCGCCGGGUCGCCACUAAAGGUUCCGCCUUGAACGACCUGUCGUCUGUUUUGUAUGUACUGAAUAAUCUAUCAUUCUAGGUUCCCAUCUUUUAGUGAUCGUGACCAGCGGCUUCCUCUUUCUCCAAUUGUUCGUUUUCAUCAUGCAAGAUUUAUCAACGCGGACACUUGAACAGCCUUGGAGGAGCCGCCAAGUAUAUACAUCAUGAUUGUACUUUUAAACCUUGUAUAUAAGCUGGGCGGGCCUGAUCUUUGUCACAGAUAGCCAGCGCUCGUGAAGAUAUGGAUGGCUUCUCGUUUCACAUCUUUCCCUGAGAAAGGUAUCAAUUCAUUUAGGUCACUUCGAUAUUUAACAGAGUGGUCUGGUAGGUCAGAGUCGAAAUAUGGCCAUUCUGUGCACCAAGAUAG